Molecule: messenger RNA, 2640 nt
Organism: Macrosteles quadrilineatus (aster leafhopper)
Lineage: Eukaryota; Metazoa; Arthropoda; Insecta; Hemiptera; Cicadellidae
Gene: gro
Product: protein groucho
Exons: 18
Coding region: 209-2344 (711 amino acids)
Biological process (GO): regulation of DNA-templated transcription; negative regulation of canonical Wnt signaling pathway
Cellular component (GO): nucleus; transcription regulator complex
Molecular function (GO): protein binding; transcription corepressor activity
Source: RefSeq, a predicted model, not a curated record
UGUCUCCGCCGCUCGCUAGAACGCGCGUCGGUCGCGAACGCUAUGGAACUCGGUGCAUUCGCAUUCCGCUGCGAGUCGUGUUUUGUGACUGAGUGAACGUUCGCGUCUGUUGCUUCGUUGCUUUGACACUUUUAGAUUACGAAGGUGUGUUCUCGAGUGUCAUGUGUGGUGUUUGACGUGUUUUGGAUUGGAUGUGUCUGGAUUCGCCAUGUAUUCUGCUCCGACUCGCCACCCGGCUGCGGGGGGCGCUCCACCUAACCCGGGCCAACUCAAGUUCACUAUAGCAGAGACUUGCGAGCGAAUCAAAGAGGAAUUCAACUUCCUACAAGCCCAGAACCAUACGCUUAAAUUGGAGUGUGAAAAACUUGUUAGUGAGAAGACUGAAAUGCAGAGGCAUUAUGUUAUGUACUAUGAAAUGUCAUACGGGUUAAAUGUGGAAAUGCACAAGCAGACUGAAAUUGCGAAACGCCUCAACGCCAUCAUAGCUCAAGUAUUACCCUUCCUAGCCCAAGAGCACCAACAGCAGGUGGCAACAGCCGUGGAGCGAGCCAAGCAAGUCACCAUGACAGAACUGAACGCCAUCAUAGGGCAACAGCAGCAACAGGGUCUACAGCAACUUUUGCAACAGAUCCAUGCACAGCAGAUGCCGGCUGGUCUACCCAUGGGUCCUCAUCCCCCCGCGUCACUACUGGGCUUCCCCACCAACCCCCCGCCUCACCCACUCCUCAAGGCAGCGGACCUGCAUGCUCCCAGAGAGCCUGUCGACCUCAAAGGACCUUCUACAUUGUCUGAUGACAGACUGAGGAGUUCCGUAUCUCCCGGGGAGAAGUAUCGCCCAAGGUCACCGGUCGAUCCUGAAGUGAAGAGGCGGAAACAUGAGAAAAUCCAACCACACGAUAGCGAUGGGGACAAGAGUGACCAGGAGUUGGUAGUCGAUGUGGCUAACGAGGAGGCAGGGUCGCCGCAGCACAACGGAGACAGUUUGUCUAGUGAUGUGAGAGAGAACGGCUCGAGUGGAGGAGCGGCCGCGGGUGUCAAGAUAGAGAGGCCGACCAGCCGCAGCGGUUCCUGCUCGUCCAACCGAUCCACUCCGUCCCUCAAAAGUAAAGAUAUGGAAAAGCCCCCCACGCCAGUAUCCAAGUCGAGUACCCCCACCCUGGGGGGAGCCCCUGGGGGCUCCAAGCCCCCCGUCCCACCCCCCAUGCACCCAUCUUUCGGUCUCGGCCGUAGCGCCGGUGACGUCUUCAACGCCGCAGCCUCCCCUUACUCCCGACCCCCCAAUAUGAUGGCUUUCGAUGGGCAUCCGCACUCCCGAGCUCCCGUCUCCGGAUCAAAUGGCCUCAACAUUCCAGGCGGAAAACCAGCGUAUUCAUUCCACAUGAACGGAGACGGGCAGCUGCAGCCAGUGCCUUUCCCGUCGGACGCGCUGCUAGGCCCCGGCAUCCCCCGUGCCGCACGACAGAUCAACACACUCAGCCAUGGCGAGGUUGUUUGCGCCGUCACCAUCUCCAACCCUACCAAGUACGUCUACACGGGAGGCAAGGGGUGUGUCAAGGUCUGGGACAUCAGUCAACCACACGCCAAGGCACCGGUCUCACAGCUAGACUGUCUACAAAGGGAUAAUUACAUUCGUUCGGUGAAGCUGCUGCCAGACGCUCGUACACUGAUAGUCGGUGGCGAGGCAAGCAACCUCAGUAUCUGGGACCUGGCGUCUCCCACGCCCCGGAUAAAGGCGGAACUGACGUCCUCAGCUCCGGCCUGCUACGCGCUUGCAAUCAGUCCAGACUCCAAGGUGUGCUUCAGUUGCUGCAGUGAUGGCAACAUCGCAGUGUGGGACCUUCACAACCAGACACUGGUGAGGCAGUUCCAGGGCCACACUGACGGAGCCUCGUGUAUUGACAUCUCCGCAGACGGCACCAAGCUGUGGACGGGAGGUCUGGACAACACUGUCCGCUCAUGGGACCUGCGUGAAGGACGCCAGCUUCACCAACAUGAUUUCUCUUCGCAGAUAUUCUCUCUGGGUUACUGCCCCACGGGUGAGUGGCUGGCUGUGGGGAUGGAGAACAGUAAUGUAGAAGUGUUACACGCACACAAGCCAGACAAAUACCAGCUGCACCUCCACGAGAGCUGUGUGUUGUCGCUGCGCUUCGCCGCGUGUGGCAAGUGGUUUGUGUCUACCGGCAAGGACAACCUCCUCAAUGCCUGGCGGACACCUUACGGAGCUUCUAUCUUUCAGUCCAAAGAGUCGUCCUCAGUGUUGAGUUGCGACAUCUCGGCUGACGACAAGUACAUUGUGACGGGCUCGGGAGACAAAAAGGCGACCGUCUACGAAGUUAUCUACUGAUGGUGUUCUAUGCUGACUAUGUACAAAGUAUUUGUGUGGCUGUGUAUAGAAUAGUGGCGUUGUGCCUCGGACUCUAAACAAACAAGUGUAGUUCCAUUUUCAGUUGUAACUUUUCCGUUUAAGAUCUGUUAAUUUAUUUGUGUAUACGGCAUUUUCUCAGGACUCUGAAGUUCGUAUUUUGUUAUUGUUUCCUAUAAAGUGGCAGAGCUUUGAUGUUUUCAAUAUUUUAUCAAUUUCUUUUGUAAAGUGACUAAGACAUCUCAUUUGUCUUGUUAAAUAAAUGUUUCAUUUUUAAA